AUGGAACAUAGUUCCACACCAAAACCAAAUCCCACCACAUCAACAGGUGAGAAGUCUGCUGCGAUAUCCAGCGAUGAUGUUCAAAACUUGAUUCAUCAAGUACAUCGACAGAAUGCCUCGAUCGAACAACUGAAGGGUACUGUCUCAGUCCUCUCCCACCAUGGUAACGAAACGAAGACCCAUCGCACAGUGAAAGGCACUUCUACUUUACUGGCUACGCUGGGACAGUCACUUCCGGAGGCACUCGAGGCCAAAACAAUCAAAGGUAAGUUGUCGUUGGCAGAGACCAAGAAGAAUAACCGCCCUCUUGCAAACUCUAAUAACGACAACGUUAUACUAGCCUUUACUGAGAGUACUAUGCUAAUCGUCGCCCGAAUGCGACAUGUCACCGCUGCCUGUUUGAAGCUCGUUUCUGCACAUGUAAUAACAGUAACAAACGCUCGCUUGUGUCUCCGCCGCUUCGUUGACGAUUUCCUGGCGAUACAUGGUCCUGGUAGGGGCAGACAAGAAGCAGCCAAGAUCUGCGCACCGUUUGCCUUCCUCGACAUCUCAAUCGCCGUUGAGAAGUCCGCAACCUCAGUUACUGUAACGGGAUACAUUGGUGUUCUUAAAUAUAUCAGGGCCCGUACGGUUGACCUUAGCGCCCAUAAGUUGCGCUUGUACAAAUCGCUGCUGCACGGAUGGCGCUCUUGCACAACCGCAACCGCUCAUGACAUCGCCUCGCAUAUUUCCACAAGCACUACCGUAUACUUCUCGAAUUUUCUAGCUGCCACGUCAUAACCCCUCUCACUACAAGCACAUUAGAGUUUCGGAGGAAGUACGCCACGAUAUUCGUUCUUGAAUCCGUAUACUCGACAGAUGGACCGGUACAUCCCUUCUCGUUUGCCCUGCCAUUGCAAUCACAGUUGCUGUGGAUGCGUGUACGUCGAUGGACGCAGGAGGUUUGAUCUCCACAGGAGAAUGUAUUUUCUACAAUGGAAGGAGCAUCAUCAUUACCCUACCAACCAGGGCGGCAAGCUCUUUUCCAUCACUGCACUGAAACUCCUGGCGAUUGUGUAUAUGACCGACAUCUUUGGAUCGCUUUGGAGAGGUCGCAGUAUCCUCAUUCUCUCCGAUAACGAAGGAGCGGUGGCGAGCGUGACGUCACGCACCUGCUCGAUCGCAAAAAUCCUGAGUCUUGCAUGAAGCCACAUUUGCAGCCAACCUUCGACUACAGUAGCAUUUACGCAUCUUUUAUCAUUAAUAAAUAUUUUGUAUAUAGUCCUCAUAACGCUUCUGCACAACCUUACAUCACCGUGUAGGGCACUUCAGCACUUUGCCGUUUGCUUCGGACAUCAG
This is a messenger RNA of Sphaeroforma arctica JP610, 1338 nucleotides long. RefSeq lists its product as hypothetical. Lineage: Eukaryota; Ichthyosporea; Ichthyophonida. Bases 1 to 780 code for a protein of 259 amino acids. The record is from RefSeq and is a predicted model, not a curated record. The transcript has 4 exons.